Molecule: messenger RNA, 1936 nt
Organism: Cyprinodon variegatus (sheepshead minnow)
Lineage: Eukaryota; Metazoa; Chordata; Actinopteri; Cyprinodontiformes; Cyprinodontidae
Product: heterogeneous nuclear ribonucleoprotein L-like
Exons: 14
Coding region: 99-1676 (525 amino acids)
Biological process (GO): mRNA processing; regulation of RNA splicing
Cellular component (GO): nucleus
Molecular function (GO): mRNA binding
Source: RefSeq, a predicted model, not a curated record
UUCAUUUCCGGAGAGGAUGUCCAUAUAAGGUAUGAGCCUGGCAGCGGUCCGUCCCCGCCCCUUGCUCUACAUAUGCAGUACCAGUGGACCCGACAAACAUGGCUGCUGCUGCAUCCCGAUAUUACAGCGAAAGCGACAGAGUGACGAAAAGACAGAAAACUGAAGAAGGCGUCAUGACGACGGAAGGUUAUGAUGACCCUCACAAACCACUGCCCUCUCCAGUGGUGCACAUCAGGGGACUGGCAGAUGGUAUCAUGGAGGCGGACCUGGUGGAGGCCCUGCAGGAGUUUGGGACAAUCAGCUAUGUUGUCAUGAUGCCCAAGAAGCGCCAGGCUCUGGUGGAGUAUGAGGAUAUGAACGGUUCCUGCAAUGCUGUUACUUAUGCAGCUGAAAACCAGGUUUAUAUUGCAGGCCAUCCUGCUUUCAUCAACUACUCCACCAGUCAAAAGAUCUCUCGGCCUGGAGACCCGGAUGACAGUAGGAGUGUGAACAACGUUCUGCUGCUCACAAUCUUAAACCCCAUCUAUCCCAUCACCACGGACGUCCUCUACACUAUUUGUAACAACUGUGGCCCUGUGCAGAGGAUUGUGAUCUUCAGAAAGAAUGGUGUUCAAGCCAUGGUGGAAUUUGAUUCGGUCCAGAGUGCCCAGAGGGCUAAAGCCUCUAUAAAUGGAGCAGACAUCUACUCUGGCUGUUGCACUCUGAAAAUUGAAUAUGCAAAGCCUGCACGACUUAAUGUCUUCAAGAAUGACCAGGACACAUGGGACUACACUAACCCAAACCUGGGUGGCCAAGAUGCUGAUGGUGAAGGCAAUUGGAACAUAUCACAAGAUCCUAAUGCCAAUCCCAACAAGCGCCAGAGGCAGCCUGCUCUUCUCGGAGACCACCCACCUGACUAUGGAGGUUAUCAUAGCUACAACGAUGACGCGUAUGGCCCCCCUCCUCCCCAUCGUAUGGCAAUGGGCAUGGGGGGGCGGGGUCGUGGCGGCCAGCGAUACGGUGCCGGACACGGUCCGCCUCCUGCCGAGUAUGGCCCCCAUGCUGACUCCCCGGUUCUUAUGGUGUACGGCUUGGAGCCCUCCAAGAUCAAUGCUGACAGACUUUUUAACAUCUUCUGUCUCUAUGGCAACAUAGAGAGGGUGAAGUUCAUGAAAAGUAAACCUGGAGCAGCAAUGGUAGAGAUGGGUGACGGUUACGCUGUGGAUAGAGCCAUCAGUCACCUCAACAACACUUUCCUGUUUGGACAGAAACUCAAUGUUUGUGUUUCCAAGCAGCAGGCCAUUGUACCAGGACAGAGUUAUCAGUUAGAAGACAAUACCAGCAGCUUUAAAGACUUCCAUGGAUCCCGGAACAACCGCUUUGCCUCCCCAGAGCAAGCAGCUAAAAACCGAAUCCAGCACCCCAGCAACGUGCUCCACUUCUUUAAUGCCCUUCCUGAAAUCACAGUGGAGAACUUCUUCCAAAUCUGCAAGGAACUGGGAAUCAAGAGUCCCGCAAGUAUUAAGCUUUUCACUGGAAAGAGUGAGCGAAGUUCAUCCGGGCUGCUGGAGUGGGAAUCCAUCAAUGAUGCUAUGGAAGCGCUGGCUAUGAUGAACCAUUAUCAGAUGAAAAACCCGAGUGGGCCUUAUCCUUACACACUCAAGCUGUGCUUCUCUACUACACACCCCACCAACUGAGAAACUGAUGAACUGCUUUUGGUUUCGUUGGAUGUUGGGACACUGAUUUUAUCACAUUCUGAUAAAGAACUGUUAGCUAAAGGAUUUAUGUGAUUUACAAAACACAGACUAAAUUAAACAUUUUCCUGUUUGUAUUCAUUUGUACUUUAACAUCUGCUUUUUUUUGUUCAAUCACUAGUUGAUUAUUUUGUAUUCACAGUAAUAAAAUGGACCGCUUACCCCAAUGUACUGUUUUUUUUAAAUAAAGUGAUGUUACUCUG